Molecule: messenger RNA, 949 nt
Organism: Blepharisma stoltei
Lineage: Eukaryota; Ciliophora; Heterotrichea; Heterotrichida; Blepharismidae
Source: the annotation of a GenBank genome assembly
AUGUCUAAUAAUUUAAAGAUGCAGGCAAGUCAAGACUCUAUUGCUCACAAAAUAAAGAUAGUUAUUCUCGGAUCUUCAACAGUCGGUAAAAGCAGUCUUAUGUGACGAUUUCAUGAUGGAUCGUUUAUUUUAAAUAGAACUUCCACCAAAGGCUUGUCUGACAUCACAAAAGUUAUACAAGCAAAUGACAAAAAUGUAUCUCUAAAUGUAUGGGACACAGCAGGUCAAGAGAGAUAUAGAUCAAUAAACUAUCUUUAUAUUAGACAAGCUGGUGGGGCAAUAAUUGUUUUUGAUGUAACAAACAGAGAAACAUUUAAAGAGCUGGAAAUGUGGAUCAAAGAAUUUACAGAUCACUGCGAACCCUCAGCAAAGAAAAUUCUUGUGGGAAAUAAAAUUGAUUUGGUGGACCAAAGAGUGGUUUCACAAAAAGAAGCUAGGGAUUUUGCCAACUCCACACAAAAAUUUUUUUUUGCUUAUGGGGAGUCAGUUUUUUUUUUUUAAAUUUAUUUAUAAAGAUUAUAGUAAAAUAUUUUUUCCGAAAUUUAAAAAAAUUCAAAUUCGCAAAAAUUGGAAAGCAAAUAUAAAUUUAAUUGUGAAAUUUAUGCUUUAAAAUGCAAGCUGUUUAAAAUUAAACAGAAUUUGCAUGAGAUUUCAUUAUUAUAAUUACCAUUUAUAUAUCAAAAUAUUUUUCAUAAUAACUUUUUAUAUAUCAAAAAAUUUUUGUUCCCUAUUUUUCUAACGGUUUUAUUCGCUCAUGGAGAAAAGGAGUAAGAAACAUAGCAUGGCUUAUUUAGAAACAUCAGCGAAAGAUGAUAUUGAUGUAGCCAGGUCGUUUCAAACGAUAGCCGAAAAAAUUGUAGAAGACAAAGUUAGUUUAGCAAGCUCAAUUAAGAACAAUGAUCCACUAAUGAUUAAGCCUCAAUCAAAAAAAAAGAAAGGGUGCUGCUAA